Messenger RNA from Uranotaenia lowii, 2244 nucleotides. RefSeq lists its product as uncharacterized. The record is from RefSeq and is a predicted model, not a curated record. The transcript has 4 exons. Gene Ontology annotation, molecular function: nucleic acid binding; zinc ion binding. The coding region runs from base 1 to 2244 and encodes 747 amino acids. Lineage: Eukaryota; Metazoa; Arthropoda; Insecta; Diptera; Culicidae.
AUGGGUCCCCCUACUGCCGGUACAUCUUCUGCUGCUGCGGUGCCGGCAAGCUUUACAUUCGAGCCGUUCAAUGCCGCAACAUCCAAAUUCGAUCGAUGGUUGGAGCGGCUUGAGAUUUCUUUCCGGAUUUUCAAGGUGCAAGACAACGACCGGCGCGACUAUUUGCUACAUUAUAUGGGAGCUGCUACCUACGACAUCCUUUGUAGCAAGCUCAAAACCGAAGCUGCCGAAACGAAAAGCUACAAGCAGAUUGGAGACCUGCUGAAACGCCAUUUCAAUCCGGAACCAUUGGAAAUUCUGGAAAAUUUCAAGUUCAGCCGUCGGAAUCAGCACGACCAGGAAUCACUUAGUGACUUCCUGACGGACCUCGAGAAGCUGGCCCAAACUUGCAACUUUGGGGAUCAUCUGGAUACUGCUCUUCGCAACCAGUUCGUUUUCGGGUUGUCCAACCGGGUAAUCCAGUCACGUCUUCUGGAAGUCCGUGACCUUACGCUUGCCAAAGCUAAAGACAUUGCUUUUGGCAUGGAAAUGUCCCAACGGGGAACCAACGAGAUGAAGGGUUUGGUUCCAACUUCUGCUGUCCAACAAAUCGAGCACGGGAAGAGGAAAUUCAAAAAGUCAAAUGUUCCUCGCCAGCCGGUUUCCCCAACAACAUCCAAGGACAAACCGUCAGCCAGCCUAGAAGGAGGUGCCAAAUGCUACCGUUGUGGCGAUUCGAAACAUUUCGCCAACACUUGCAAAUAUCAGUCCACCAAAUGUAGAGCUUGCGGCAAGAAGGGACACUUGGCCAAGGUGUGUCAAUCAUCGAAGCAAAGUUCCAGUAGAACCAAGACGGAUGCACACCACAUCGAAGAAACUGUGUUGGUUAAAGAUAUUCUCCACCUGCGAAGUACUCUGGGUUUCGCUGAUAAGUUUCUGCUGGAUCUGCUGGUCAACGGGAGGAAGUUGACAUUCGAGUUGGACACUGGUUCACCUGUUUCUUUGAUUAGUGCCCGGGAUAAGAGAUGUUAUUUCAAGGACGUGACGCUACAACCGACAGAUACUAAAUUGGACGGUAUCGGGAAAAUUGUCGGAGUUCAAGCGUCGCUUAACAUUCGUCCUGAUUCAAGUGCAGUCUACAUGAAGGCGCGUCCGGUUGCGUUCGCGGUACGUGAUGCAAUUGAUCGAGAAAUUGAUAGGCUAGUAGCAGAUGGGGUUUGGGAGAAAGUUGAGCGUUCCGAGUGGGCAACACCUGUUGUACCAGUACUCAAGACAGGUGGUAGAGUUAGACUUUGCGGUGAUUAUAAAAUCACAAUUAAUCCUUGCUUAUUGGUCGACGACCAUCCGUUACCAACAGUAGAAGAACUGUUUGCUUCUGUAGCAGGAGGAGAAAAGUUUUCUAAGUUAGAUUUAUCACAAGCAUACUUGCAGUUGGAGGUUCGCCCCGAGGAUCGGGAACUUCUUACUCUUUCUACUCACAGGGGAUUAUUCCGCCCAACGCGUUUAAUGUACGGUGUGGCCUCCGCGCCUGCUGUAUUCCAAAGAUUAAUGGAGCAAAUAUUGCAAGGAAUUCCGGGGGUGACCGUGUUUAUUGAUGAUGUUCGCAUUAGUGGUCCUGACGACAAAACGCAUCUACUUAGAUUGGGAGAAGUUCUUCAGCGUAUUGAAAAGCAUGUUUUAGCUACUGAUGCAUCGCCAUACGGGGUCGGUGCGGUUCUCAGUCAUCAGUUUCCUGAUGGGACUGAGCGACCACUGCAAUACGCGUCACAAACACUUACGCAAACACAACAGCGAUACUCUCAAGUGGACAAGGAGGCGUAUGCUAUCAUAUUUGGCAUUCCUAGGGAAUACGUUAACGCGAACAAGUGGGAAUUCGGUAGAAUUAUGCAACGUUUAGGCAAGCUACAUUACUUAGUUGAGUUGGACGACGGUCGUAAAUGGAAACGUCACAUAGAUCAGUUACGCAGCGUUGGUUCAGGGGUACAGAGCUCUUCAACGAACGAAUUUUUUGAUCGCGGUGAAAAUGUUGAUGAUAAUGUCGCAAUAACAACCCAUGCUAGUAAAAAUGACCUUUAUGACAUUCCUGAUCUUGAUAAUAACGUUGCUCAUCCUGGACAAUUUAGUAGUUCUGCAGCUGAACCAGUGACCGAUCCGGGUGAACAUACUGAGUCCAAGCGACUGGUGUUUCCUGCAGGUGCUUCAGCGGGCGAAGGAUUGCGACGUUCGGUGAGGACUAUCAAACCACCACAGCGACUGGAUCUCUAG